Molecule: messenger RNA, 3522 nt
Organism: Prorocentrum cordatum
Lineage: Eukaryota; Dinophyceae; Prorocentrales; Prorocentraceae
Source: the annotation of a GenBank genome assembly
AUGGCCUUCACAGCAUGGCUGGCGGGCGAGGCGGUGCACGGCGCAGGGCAGGCCGCGCUGCUGUGGGCAGCCCGCGGUGAGUGCCCAGCCUGCACGUGCGCGCCGGCCCUCACGUGCCCCCCUGGUCAGGAGGCGGCGCGCGUGGACUGCCCAGGCGGGUCCCCAGGGUGGGCGCUGUCAGCGGUGGCCCUCGCUGGCGUGACUGGCUUCGCUGGAGGGCUCCUGGCCGCGCGGUGGCUGGGCUCCUGGCAGCCGAUCGCUGGCCUCCCGCCUCAGCCCUCUUUGGAGGAGGAGGCUAGAGCGCAGGCGGCUGCAGUCAGAGCGCGGGCCUGUGCCUCUGGACACCCUUUGGCUCUGGACGGAUUCGACGAGGGCGAUUUCAUCCUGGUGCUGUAUCGCGUGGGAGGUGGCCGGAUCUGGCACGAGCGCCUGAUCCUGGCGUUUCAGACGGUGCCGCCCUUCGGGACAGGGGUCUUGACUCCAGAUGGGCACGCCUACGUCUACCGAUUCCGUGGUCUCCCUCUUCCUGGAGAAGUCGCGACGGGUGCCGCCUCUGUUCGAGGCACUCUUGGGCUGGGCGCUGGGCCGCCGAUCGCGCUGAACACGGCAGGGCGUGGCAUCGCAGCCGUGGUGGGCGCUCCGGCUGGCGCUGGGCCUGCGGGGGCCCCCGCUGCGGGCGGGGCCGGCGGCGCUCCUGGGGCUCUGGGCGGACUGGCAGGGCUAGCGGCAGCCCUCGGAGGCGGCCCAGCAGCCGCGCCAGCUGGCGCCGCCGCCCUUGUGCCAGUGGCGGCCGCACCUGCACCUGCGGCAGGAGGAGCUCCAGCUGUCGUGCCUCUUGGCGGAGGAGGGGCGCCCCCCGCUGCUCCUGGCGCCCUUGGCGGCGCCGCCGUGGCGGCGCCGGCCUCUGGGCCUGCCGCCGCCCCCGCGCCUGCCGCAGGUGGUGGCCCUGGUCCUGGUGGCGUGGCCGCAGCUCUGGCCGCCAUCGCUGGCGCUCCAGGAGGCGAUGCUCGGAUUCAGUCGGUCGCCUUCGACACGCAGGGGGUGAGAUAUGUGGACUUCCGAGCUGCAGUGGUUCGCCUUCACGAACUGCCAUGGGGCGAUUGGCCUCUCAAGGGACCUCGCACGCUGCUAUGGGUGCUGAGCUUCAUAUGCCGCAAUGGGGGAACGCCCCUUGGCAGGCGCACGAAGUGGGUUUCGGAGGGGCACCUGGAGGCGGACGAUCCUGGAGUGGACAUCCACUUGCUGUGCUGCCGCCUCCUCGAGCUGGGCGUGGUCUACGAUCAGCUCCACGUGACCAACAUUGCGGCCAUGGAGCUGGUCGGGCGGACCCUCCAGACGCAGGAGGAACUGUACCGAGACAGUUUCGCGGCGUCUUCGGAAUUCGGCUCAGACGCUGCGCUGAUGUCGGGUGCUCUGGACGCUGGCGGCAACGCGUGCGUAGCCCCUGCUCUGAGGGACUGGCUGGCCGCCGAGAAGGCGCGCGAGGCCAACAUAGCCAGGGAGCGGCGCAAGGCACCUCUGGCGACGGGCGCGGCAGCGAUGGCCGAGGUCGAGGGCGCGGCCGCGGCCGCGGACGAGGCAGAGACGGCCAUCAUGCACAUCACGGACAGCAUCGACGAGCUUGGGCGCCCGCCGCCAGAGUUCAUGUCUGGUAGCGCUGCCGAAGACGGAGCCCUCCGGGAGCUCCUCUCUUGCGCCAACCUGUACGGUACUGGCGCCGCGACGUCGACCCCCUACGUCAGCGACAGAGUCGCAUGGCCUGCCGCGGGUGGGACCCCAGUGGACAUCGUCGAGCUGGUGCCGCCCGUGGAUAGGGUCUGGCUGGAGGGUUGGCGGAGUCAUAUGCUUCGAGAUCCGCGUGCUGCUGCUGCUCUGGCCAGGGAGGCAUGCCCGAAGGGGCCUUUUUGCGAUCCCGCCCUGACGCGCGACGUGAGCACGUACGGUCGUUUUUGGAUUCAGAUGUACGAGAGACAGAUGGUCAACUUCGCGGCGGACUCCGGCAUGUACAUGUCCACCUGCGACCUGGAGUGCGCCUUCUACCACAUGAAGCUCCCUGAGGGCAUGGAGGUGAUGUUCACCUUGCCGCCGAUCAAGGCGGGGGUGCUUCGGGAGCUCGGCCUCAUGGACCUCGACUUCGACCCGUUGGUGUCGCUCUCGCCCCAGGAUGGCAAUCCUGGGGUUAACGUGGUUGAGAAGAAUGCCGUGGGGGUGGCCGCCUACGUCGAUAACAUCCUCGUCUUCGGCGGCUGCAAGUCCUUGGUGGAUGAGACUAUGAAUAGGCUGGUGGGCACCUUCAGGAGGCGCGGACUUCCAGUGCACGAGAUCGAGAACGCUGCUCUGGAUGCCGACUUCCUUGGCCUCAGCCUCCGCGGUGGAAGAUAUCUUCGCAUCAAGCCUCGGAACGUUUGGAGACUCCAUUUUGCGAUAUCCAGUUUGUUGAGGCGUGGAUGGUGCUCCGGCCACAUGAUCCGUGCGGUGCUUGGUCACGUGGAGCACCUGGGCAGCUUGGGGGGUCACGCGUUGAAGAAUCCAGAGGACAUCCAGGAGGCCUGCACCUUGGGCGUCCACGGUGAGGGCUUGGGCAUCCCUGUGGAGCACAACAUGACCGAGGCCCUGAGGUUCAGCAUGGACCCUUGGGAGCUCGACGAGGGAUCGCGCACCUCUUCGGCCUUGACGAGGCACCGCGCGAUCCUGGCUGCCAAAGCCACGGGCGGGAGCACCGGCACGCUGGCCAUGAGCCUGCUGGAGCAGCAGGCGGUGAGACUGAACACAGAAGCCUUCUACCGGCAGCCGCAACACACGUUCGUGAGCUACUGUGCGGACCGCCACCUGGACUGGAGCACGUUGGGCCAGUUGGACUCGAUCCUGGCGGAGUACCUCACCGCGCGCCACCUGGCGCAGAGGCUGACGCCCGGCCGCAUCGUGCAGCCGUCCAUCGGCGCGGGCGCCGCGUUCCAGUUCUGGGGCCUCCUGCUGCACCCCGCAGACCGCGGCCAGGGCGGGAUGACGGGGGCGUUCGACGUGCCGAUCCCUCUCGAUCUCGACCUGUACCUCGUGCCGGUCCUCGUGGCGCUCCGCCUGAAGGGGCCUGUCGCGACGCUUCUGUGGGGAUUCAGUCUCGGCCAGCGGAACCUGAUGUUCUUUCUUGCGGCAACGACCCUGGGCAUCAACCACUUGCGCCCCCACUUGUUCAGGAUGAGGCAGGGCGGAGUGAGCUACGACCUUUUGACGCAGAGGCGAUCGAUGGAGCGGGUGCGCCGCAAAGGCCGCUGGGCCGUCAUGUCGUCGAUGCGGCGCCACGCGAAGGAGACGGCUCUUCUGCGCGAGCUUCAGGACGGGGCGGAGGUCGUGCACGCGCGCGGCCACCUCGUGGAAGGGCGUUUCUGCGAGCUGCUGGAGAUGGGCUUCCUCAGAAACUGGUGCCUCGCCCAGGUGCCCUCCCAACUAGUGGGGGCAAUGCAGCUCUGCGGCCCGGCGCGCGGCAGGCGGGCUCAGAGGAGGCCCGCAGCUGCGGCGCAGUGA